Molecule: messenger RNA, 1768 nt
Organism: Physcomitrium patens
Lineage: Eukaryota; Viridiplantae; Streptophyta; Bryopsida; Funariales; Funariaceae
Biological process (GO): regulation of DNA-templated transcription
Molecular function (GO): sequence-specific DNA binding; DNA-binding transcription factor activity
Source: RefSeq, a predicted model, not a curated record
CACACGUCAUUGCAAGAGUAGCUUGCACAGGUCGUGACUGAGAGCUAGGGAGCACCCCAGGUCUGAUCAGUUAGCAUCCUGAAUCAUCAAUCCCGUAAGACGGUUUGCUUGGUUGGAAUUGAGCAGUAGCAGCAACAGCAGUAUCAAAUGUGUUAAAGAUGAAGCAUCCAGUAGCUCUACCAGCGACGAUUUGUUCGGAGAUAGCGGCUGCCAUCCAGUCUCUGCCAGGGGGUUCGAGGACUCAUACUUGGAGGUCUUGAAAAAGAACUUGACUUUGAGGACUAUCAGUUACCGGCUCAUGAUGGAAAAGUCUGGACCUGACGAAAUUCAAGAGGUUGUUGCGCCUAGUUUUGAAGAUAACGAAGAUUUGGCAGCGUUGGUACAGCAAUACUUUGAAAGCAUUAUUUCACCGAGCGGCUCUCUCAAAACUGAAGGCUUCCCCAAAUAUGAUUCUUUUUGUUCAUCUCCCUGUGGUCAGAUCUGUUGCAGGAGGGGAUCCAACGGUGGAACACUGACACACGAUUCUAGUUCCUUGUCGCCGCCUUCGAGCUGUGUGAGUGAUCCUUCCAGAACAACUGAAACGGGUUCUCUAAAACCAGCUUGUUUUAGAGAUGACGAAUGCAAGGAUGGCAUGAAGUUGCCACAUGACGGAGAGGGAGGGGAUGAUGCGCCACUAGAUGAUGGACCUUUGAUUGAAAGGAAAAAUUUCUCAUGGGCAAAGAAAAAGAAGGGUCUGAAGAAGGUGACCGAUCCACGACACAUCGUCAAAAGAAGAACCGACUUGGAUAUGGUAGAAGAUGGAUACAAAUGGCGUAAGUAUGGGCAAAAGACAGUGUUGAGCAGUCCUUAUCCAAGAAGCUAUUACAAGUGCACAACUGCCGGGUGUCGUGUUCGUAAGCAAGUAUCGAGGUGCGUCGAGGACAGAGGCCUUGUCAUCGCCAGCUACGAAGGCGAACACCACCACCCAAAGAUCAGCCAACAGACAUGUUCUUCUAAGACCAGCCACUCCCAAAAUACUGCUAAAAUUCUGCUGGAUUCCCUCAACCCACACAACAACCGACAAGCUAAGCAAGCGGGUUAUUCACUGCCGAAUCUUCUCCCGAUCAACACGAUACUUCCAUAUCCCGACCACUUUGGGUACUUAAUGCAGCGAAGAUGGCCGAUCUUUGAUCCUCACCAACUACAACCUCCAUCAGUUCUGGAUAGUAUGAAUAUGAUGAUGGUGUACCAGGUGAUGAAAUUGAAGCAGGAGUUACAGGCCAGAACCCAGGAAUUCAUGAACUUCGCCACUCAAGGAAGCGGGAUCUCAGAUCUACUCGCCAUGAAUCUGCUCAACGUUCAUCCGGAGGUUUACCCUCAAGCCCGAGCAGAACCUGGUCUCUCACUCGUUGAUCUGAUGAGACUUGCCAGUCGCACACAUUGGGAUCAGUCGGGGCAAAAAUCUUCGCAACCAGAACCUUCAAGUAAUCCUCGUUGCAGACGCUCGAAUACCAUCCGGACUACAGCACCUAUACCUGGUUUGUCGACUGUUGUAAGUAGGCGACAGUCUGGGGGAUCGUCCAAUGAUUCAGACGCUUGAUUCAUGAAAAUUUAGUCUGUAAUCUUCACUAAUAAUUCAUUUGUAAAAAUUAAACGAUGUAGUACAGCAUCUUUGCGGAACUGGUAAGAGUGGGUACAUCUUUCAUUCUAUUUGUUUUUAGGCAAUGUGAGUUGAACAAUUCAAUGACAUAUUUGACUUUGGGGACCAAUCAAGGCCCAUUCAUUGAGA